Messenger RNA from Micropterus salmoides (largemouth bass), 2777 nucleotides. It is a transcript of the gene tnmd, whose product is annotated as tenomodulin. Lineage: Eukaryota; Metazoa; Chordata; Actinopteri; Centrarchiformes; Centrarchidae. The record is from RefSeq and is a predicted model, not a curated record. The transcript has 7 exons. The coding region runs from base 105 to 1004 and encodes 299 amino acids. Gene Ontology annotation, biological process: negative regulation of endothelial cell proliferation; negative regulation of angiogenesis.
CCAAAUUACAGCUAUGGAAUGAAGCUGGGACUCUUUGCUUUGCAGAGUGUUAGUGUUUUCCCAAGCUAAGACGAUCGGAAAGAUUCCUUCUGUGGGCUUGCAUCAUGGAGGCUAGCAGUCAAUCCAGUAGUCAACAGAUUCUGUGGAAAGAUGUUGAGGCAGGAAAAGAGAAGAAGGCCAAGUACCAUACCUACCAGCGAGUCGCUCUGGUUCUGGCUCUGAUCUUCCUUGUUUUGGCUGUCUGUGUUUUCAGCCUGAGAUAUCUGUGGAGCCCCAGUCUGGGCAAGGUUUAUGAUCAUCAGUACAAAGCUGUGCUGGAUGGUGUAGAGACAGACAGUUUGAUGGAGAUUAACCCAAGUCAACGCAUUGAGAUCUUCAGAAUGGGAAAUGGGAGUGAGGAGAUACUUGAGGUGCACGACUUCAAGAAUGGAAUCACUGGGAUCCGGUUUGCCGAACAUCAGAGGUGCUACAUCAGGACCCAAACUAGAAAACUACCCGCAGUGGCAGAGGUGGAGGCUGAGGACACAGAGUUACUGCAGGUGGAUGAGACUGAGGCCAUGGAUAUGAAGGUGGAGGACUCCCAAGUGUGGGUUCCUGCCAAGGAGCCCAUCGUUAACCCAGCCUUCCUCUUCGACUCCAAGAUCUGGGAGAUUUGCCAGGAGCUGCCCAUCCACUGGAUCCAUCCCUCCCUUCUGAGUGAUGCUGAGAUGGAAAAUGUGGACACACCUGACGCAGAGGUCACAGGUCAGCGUUUCACACGCGAUGUCCUGGACCACCUUGCCGUAAACGACUAUAGAGAUGUUGGAAUCGAGCUGGAUAACCGUCUGGAUGAAAACGGCUACUGCUGCCAGCACUGUCGCCGUGGUUACCGCUACUGCCGCCGCUACCACGAGCCCCUGGGUGGCUUCAACCCAUGGCCAUACUACUACCAAGGAGGCCGGGUCAUCUGUCAGGUUGUCAUGCCGUGCAACUGGUGGAUCGCCCGUAUGCUGGGGAGGAUCUGAGGAGGUUUAUGUUUAUGUUGCUGCAAAUUCUCCCUUUGAUAAAUAUUCCAGACCACUUGUGAGACGAAAGCAGUCCAUUGCACACAAUUAUUAUCCAAUCUGAAAGUUGGCCCAUUGAGUAUUAGUCAGUCUAAACAGUCUAAAUGGCAUUUGAAGUGUUUUGAUUCUUUCUUAAAAGGCACUGGUCGUUUACAGCUGUCUAAUUUUCUUUGCUCAUCUACCCAUUUAGUAUUCUUGUUAUUUGAUCCUGUUGAAUGGGUGCAAUUUAGUCACCAGAAACUAAUCUGUGCAAAAAAAAUACUUCAGCACUGUCUGUCCUUACUUUGUCAUGCAUUCACUUUUUACUUAAUGGGGUAAACAGACUCUACUAAUACUGUAAUGUAACAGUGUGUGUGUGUGUGUGUAUAUAUAUAUAUAUAUAUAUAUAUAUAUAUAUAUAUAUAUACAAUCUGAGUGGUGCUUUUAACUAAAUAUAUAAUGCAUUUUGUCGCAGUUUUUUAUAAUCACUUUCCUUCACUUGAGAAAGUCAUACAGCACUUCUUGGAUGCACACACACAAAACAUGUUAGAAAUGGUGUAAAACUAAAAUAAACUAUGGAAAGAUGCAAUAAAUUCAGUGUUUUUAAUUAAGGCAAAAUUAGGGAAAGAAACACAAAGAUAAUAAUACAAAAAUGCUAGUACAGAAUUAGAAGACGCUUCUGAAAGCUCCAUGUAUUAUAUAGUAACAUGUCUUUUAUCUGUUUGUGGUAUCAUGUUAAACUAAGGAGGUACAGUAUAAUUAAAAAUACACAGACGCCUCAGCUGUCUUUUGUGAUGUAGUUACUGUUGUGUUAUGCUCCAUUGUUUUCCCUGUUGUUCCAAUCCACCAAAUGCUUUAAAUAGUGCUACUGUUCAAACAGUUUCUUCUUUGCUGAGGCGAUUUUAAUCUGUAACACCACAUCUCAAUCUGUCGAGCUGAAAUAACUCUCAUCUGGCUGCAACUAACAGAUAAGCAAGUGAGAUAGGCAUUUAUAAUUGAUGUUCUGUCAUCAGAAUAACAAGGUGCAAUGCCCAAGAGUAUUCCAGCUAUGUGAGACAUUGAAAAGUUAAACAGAGAGACAACAAUGGACCACUUUUGUUGUCAUAGCUUGCUUUGAAGCCUUCUUUAUGUUGCUAUCUCUUUCCUUAUUUUUUUUUCCAAUUAAAAUUUUAUUAUAUGAAUAAUCUCAGUUGUCCUAUCAAAUGAAACAAUAAAAUUAAAUUUCCUUGAAAGAAACUUAAUAGUGUUUGUUCGAAAGCUGAUGUAGUGUGGGUUUGAAUCUGACUAAUACUAUCCAUAGAAUAGACAGGCCCUCUUCUCUCUUUUCCAUUAGUCCCAUUGUUCAUUAGCAGACAAAUUAAAUGUGUCUUGACGAGACAAACUAGACAUGUAUGCUUUUAGUGUUUCUAUUUUAUAAACUGAAACACUCUUGUGCAUCUCUUGUGUAGCAUAAUAAUGCAUUGUUUAUGCCUGCUAAGUAAAUCUUGAUGUUGACUCAUGUUGGCUCAGUGGGAUAAUAAUGUCAGUGACAUCAAUAAUAUUUGGCAGUAAAAUGGAUUUUGUGAAAAAGAGGGUGAAACGUAUUACUGUAUGUAAAUGUUUUAUGGAUACACUCAUGAAUGGAGUUCAUAUAUUGUUAUUUUUUAAAUCAAUAAUGUCAAUAGCCCAGAGCAACAUGUCAAGUAGAAAAUAGUGGCAUGAGCUAACAAAUGCAAUAAUUGCAAACAUACUUCAAAUAAACUGACAAGUGUACCA